AUGACCGCCGAGGAACAUGGCGUUGCUGGUGCGAGUCCUUGUGAGUGCCGGAGGAGCGUCCGCGGUCGUCACCCGCCGGCCUCCGGGAACCAGACUAGCACUUCCCAGUGGGUUCCAGUAUGUACUCAACUGGUACCAGUUUCUCUUGCCCAAGGACAGUGGUGCAGGUCUCUCUCCAGCACUUCCCAGUGGCUGCAGAUGAAACAUUCCCGAACCUGUGUGGGGUCAGAACGGAUUCCUGGUACAGACUUACAGCAGAGGAGGAAGUACCACACCACAGAUAAGCUUCCUGCCAUCAAAGAUUCCCCACAGCCUGUUGAAGAGAAGGUUGGUGCCUUUACAAAGAUAAUAGAAGCCAUGGGAUUCACAGGACCUUUGAAAUACAGUAAAUGGAAAAUUAAGCUUGCAGCCCUGCGCAUGUAUACAAGCUGUGUGGAGAAAACGGACUUUGAGGAAUUCUUUCUAAGGUGUCAGAUGCCUGAUACAUUCAAUUCAUGGUUUCUUAUAACUCUACUUCAUGUCUGGAUGUGUCUAGUCCGAAUGAAGCAAGAAGGCCGGAGUGGAAAAUACAUGUGUCGUAUAAUAGUUCAUUUUAUGUGGGAAGAUGUUGAGCAGCGUGGCAGAGUCAUGGGGGUUAAUUCUCACAUUCUAAAGAAGAACAUGGUCCUCAUGACAAAUAAUUUCUAUGCUGCAGUUUUGGGAUAUGAUGAGGGGAUCCUUUCAGAUGAUCAUGGACUGGCUGCUGCCCUCUGGAGAACCUUUUUCAACCAGAAAUGUGAAGACCCACGACAGCUUGAAUUGCUGGUAGAGUACGUGAGGAAACAGAUGCAGUACCUGGACUCCAUCAAUGGCGAGGAUCUGCUUCUGACAGGGGAAGUGAGCUGGCGCCCUCUGGUGGAGAAGAAUCCACAGAGCAUUCUGAAGCCCCGGGCUCCUACUUACAAUGAUGAGGGUCUUUGAGAGGUUGGCCAGAUGCCCUUGAGAACCUCAGAGAGAGAAGUGCCUGUUGGCCUCAGGACCCUGAAGAAAGUGGCCUGAACUGUCAAAUAUUUGGCCCCAAUUGUGUUUCCUCUUCCUGUACCCAGGAGUCUGGUCUGGUGGGGUAUAGUGCUUUUCUGAGCAGUGGUUUCCAUUAAGAGGAUCCCCAAGCACACUCCCAAAGCCCACCAACAACCAUGUAUUAAGGACAGCUUUUCCCAAGGGCUGAGGAGGGGAAGUUAGGUUAGAAAGGGAGCGCCCCUGCUGAAGGCCCACUGUGCCUAUGAGCAGCUUGUGAUGCAGCUGAGGCAAGACAGCUAGCCACACUGUGUCCUCCAGCUUCGAGCCAUGGGGUUGAGGUGACCAUUAAAAAACUUAUCUCCGCUACAGCUCUUCUUUAUUGCAGACUCUCUUAGACAUAGAUGGUGAGGUGGAUGCUGCAAGCUAAGGAGCAACUGCCCGUCACAGUUAGAGACAGGGAAACGGAGGAGCCCAGAGGGGACUGCUUUUCUUGCCUCCAGUUCACAGAGGGUGUCACUGUCUGGCCUGCCACGCAUGUCCUUUGGGACCUGGGAGGCCCCUGAUGGACAAGGGGCUUGUCACAUCCUAAGUAAUUUAGAAAGAGUACUUGGGAACAAAAGUCCCUUUGUCACCCACAGUGAAUUGGGUAAAGAACAUGUGAUCUUUCCUUUCUUGGCCUCCCCCUUACAUGAGAUAGUGAGGCAAAAACAAAAUUUUUUUAGUGUUAGUGGUCCCAGACCCAGACCCAGCCCUGUGCUGGCUUUCUGUGCACUCCCCAACUUCCGCAGCAUGUGCUGUAGAGCUGCCUGGUCUGAGCACGUAAGGACCCAUUCACCCCUGCCUAGGUGUUUGGGUCAUAGUUUGGAGAAUUUUUUCUUAAAGAAAGGGGCGGGAAAUUGUCUUGCCCCUCCCCACUUCAAACUUCCUUCAUUGAGCUUGCUAUAAAAUGAGUCAUAUAAAGAAACUCUAUACGGGUGAGGUAUAUUCCACUUCUGUGAAAACAUUACAAAUCAAACCGCCUUCUCUCAGUUUAUUUAAGAUGCUUUUGUUGCGAAUGGAGCUCUCGAGUGAAGCCUCCACUGUGUGUGUGAGAUAAUAACACCUUGUAACUCAUUACAGCUGGGCACUAUUUACAUUUACCAGAGCUGAGCCAGGCAGGAAUUUGCUGAUUAAUUUAUUUUUAAUGGAGUGAAGUAUACCAUGCACCAAAAUAAACUUUACUGUGUGUACCUAA
This is a messenger RNA of Jaculus jaculus (lesser Egyptian jerboa), 2233 nucleotides long. RefSeq names its product ubiquinol-cytochrome-c reductase complex assembly factor 1. Gene Ontology annotation, cellular component: mitochondrion. The transcript has 10 exons. Bases 1 to 960 code for a protein of 319 amino acids. Lineage: Eukaryota; Metazoa; Chordata; Mammalia; Rodentia; Dipodidae. Gene Ontology annotation, biological process: mitochondrial respiratory chain complex III assembly. The record is from RefSeq and is a predicted model, not a curated record.